This is a messenger RNA of Nicrophorus vespilloides, 1246 nucleotides long. RefSeq lists its product as uncharacterized. Lineage: Eukaryota; Metazoa; Arthropoda; Insecta; Coleoptera; Silphidae. The transcript has 2 exons. The coding region runs from base 74 to 1123 and encodes 349 amino acids. The record is from RefSeq and is a predicted model, not a curated record.
GGAAAUAAACAAGAUUCCUCGUUGUCUCUAUAAAUAGUCAUUCGAAGCUGCCAAAAAGUCGUGACGAUUUUAAAUGAAAGCACAUAAAUACACUGACCCAAGGCGGACGUGCGAAAAAAUCAUCCUGAGCAGUGACUGCUUUCUAUCAAGAAUGAGCAUACUAGCAGAAUCUGAUGGGACAGGGUCCUGGAUACUACUUGAAGAUGAUGAUGACAAGGAGAAUACUGCUGAAUGUAAAGACCUUCAACCAGAACCAGAACCUAAGCCAGGAGGAAAGGAAAAUGAUGAGGAUGAAGAAGAGAAAGAGGAGCAACAAGCUGAGAAUGCAGAGCAACCCUUGAGACUUGAAGAAUUAACUUUACCAGAAACUGACUCAGAUGGAAUCAGCGUGAUUACGGAUCCUGAGGAUUUAGUGGACGAAUAUCCUGCUGCAGAACAAAUUGUGACCUUUGAGAAACGCGAGAUAACCAAAAUCAAUGAGACAAAAGAACCAGUUAAUAGGAAUGGUUUGACUUCUGCUUGUUUUAUGAUUAUUGGAUUAAUUAUCGCCAUAUAUUUUCAUGAGGUGUACGACAAAGACGUUGCUCCGAUGGAUCAACAAGAAUUUAAAACGAUCAAAGCGAAACAUGUAUUCGCGGAACCUUCGAUGCGGUUAGCCAGAGAUAUAGAGUACAUUGAAAAUAACCAUAGAAAAAGUUUUAAGAAUAAAAACGACGAACGGCAAUACGCAUAUAAAAAUGACGAACGGCAAUACGGUUCUAAAAACGAGCAGAAGAGGAAAGAUAAGAAACUUCAUGCCAAUGAUUUCCAGGAGAUGGAGAAUUUUUUGAACAAGAAGCAGCAAUAUUUGAAGAACAAGGAGGAAAAUUUGAAGAGAAAGGAUUUGAAAAUGAAUGCUAGAAGAACCGAAGUUUAUAAAAAGUUCAACAAGAAGGCUACCGACAACGUUGAUGGUGAAUGGUAUGGUAUUUUGCACAAAGGCAGAGACAAUGCUAGGAAAGCUGAAAAAGCUACUGAGUGGUUGUUUGAAAGAUCUCAAGGAAGAAAGACGAAAAGAGAUAAGGCUCGUUGGUACUUUAAUAUGAUGGAUCAACGCGAAUCGAAACGUUUUAAGAAGUAUUAAGCUUUUAAAUUUGUGAUUUAUUGUAUAUAAGAAUGUUGAACUGAUCUUUUGUCUAUAACAUAUUAUUUGAUGAUGUAUGUUGGGUUGCCUUCAAAGAAUAUUUUAAAAUAAACUAUCCUUAAA